Molecule: messenger RNA, 1620 nt
Organism: Beta vulgaris subsp. vulgaris (sugar beet)
Lineage: Eukaryota; Viridiplantae; Streptophyta; Magnoliopsida; Caryophyllales; Amaranthaceae
Product: mitochondrial succinate-fumarate transporter 1
Exons: 2
Coding region: 150-1121 (323 amino acids)
Biological process (GO): transmembrane transport; fumarate transport; succinate transport
Source: RefSeq, a predicted model, not a curated record
GAACAAAGGAGAAUUGAUUAAAUCUAUUUUAAACCUUCAACAAUACCCACUUACAUCAACAUUGGAAAUUGCAGAAGAAGAAGAGGUAUACUAUCUCUUCAAAAACAAAAAAAAACUCUUCUUCUUCCAAUCUUCCAACAAAUUAAUCAAUGGCAGACUCUCAAAACAACAACAACAACAACAAUUCAACCCAAAUCACAACAACAACAACAACAAAAUUAACAAUUCCACCAUAUAUGAAAGCAAUAUCAGGAUCAAUUGGAGGAGUAGUAGAAGCAAGUUGUUUACAACCCAUUGAUGUGAUUAAAACUCGUCUACAAUUAGAUAGAGUAGGAAAUUACAAAGGUAUCCUUGAUUGUGGGUCUACUGUUGCUAAUUCAGAAGGGAUACGUGCACUUUGGAAAGGAUUAACACCAUUUGCAACUCAUCUUACUCUCAAAUAUGCCCUUCGUAUGGGCACUAAUGCUGUCUUACAAUCAGCUUUUAAGGAUUCAGAAACUGGGGUUAUUAGUCAUCAAGCUCGUUUCUUUUCUGGCUUUGGUGCUGGUGUUCUUGAAGCCCUCGUUAUUGUCACCCCUUUUGAGGUUGUGAAAAUUAGGCUACAACAGCAGAAAGGAUUGAGUCCUGAACUUCUAAAGUACAAGGGUCCAAUACAUUGUGCUCGUAUGAUAAUUCGUGAAGAAGGAAUUUUAGGGCUGUGGGCUGGUGCUGCUCCAACAGUCAUGCGCAAUGGAACUAAUCAAGCAGCUAUGUUCACUGCCAAGUACAUGUUUGACAAGGCCUUAUGGAACAAGCAAGAAGGUGAUGGGAAGUUUCUCCAACCAUGGCAGUCUAUGAUUUCAGGUUUUCUUGCCGGGACAGCAGGACCCAUAUGCACUGGUCCUUUUGAUGUCGUAAAAACAAGACUAAUGGCACAAAGCAAGUCUGAUGGUGAUGUAAAGUACAAAGGUAUGCUUCAUGCUAUCAGAACAAUUCAUGCUGAGGAAGGACUACGCGCUUUGUGGAAGGGGUUAUUGCCGAGACUCAUGAGGAUUCCACCUGGCCAGGCCAUCAUGUGGGGUGUUGCUGAUCAAGUGACUGGAUUUUAUGAGAAGCGGUUCUUACGAAGUGCUCCCUUGUAAAUAGCUUUUCUUCUGCCUUUAUUCGACUACUUUGCUCUACAAGGGGUGUGCAGAUGCACAAUUUCUUUUACAAUCAGUAAUUUAAAGGGAGGGAUUUGUCUUCUACCAUGAAAGUGCUUGCAUUGUUGUGAGUAUAUAUGACAAGUUUCAGGGAGGAACUUGCUGGUGAUACUUGACAAGGAUUUAGGCUUUUUGCUAGAGUAACUUAGUUUAUUCAGAUUUUGGUGCAGAGAAGUCAUAUUUUUUGUGAUCAGUAUUGUCAAUUUUUUUUAAUGAUGUCUUUUUUUUUUUCUCUCUUUAGUCCAGAGCUUAUGUAGAGAUCAAGGAUGUGAAAAUGAUGAGGUCAUAGGUGGAUUUGCGGGAAAUAUUUUACCAACACAAGCUUGUUAUUUGAAGACCCUUCUCCCAUUCAUUUGUAGAAAACAGAAAUUGGUUUCAGUUGAUAGCUGUAACUAAUAAUACUAUGAUUUGUAUGACAUUUUUUUGGUUUUGACCUUAA